UACAGUAGCUGCUUGUGGAUUUCCAAUCCAGUAACAAGGACUAAACCUGUUGUCAGCUACCUACCCUCCUGCUUGUCCAGUUCUCAGCAUGUGCCGGGGUUUAGCUGCACUUUCCACCUGCUUGGAAAGAGCCAAACAACUCAAGACUCGUUUAGGGAUCCUGCUUCAUAAGCCAGAGUUGGGACAUGAGGCUGAGAGCUUCAGCACGUCUGAGCAGGGCACCAAACUGAGAAACUCCUCAGAGGAAGUACUAGAAUGGAAGAAGUCCUUUGAUCACCUGCUGAAGAGUAAAAGUGGGGUGGCUACAUUCCAUGCCUUCCUGAAGACAGAGUUCAGUGAGGAGAACCUUGAGUUUUGGUUGGCUUGUGAGGAGUUCAAAAAGUCCCGGUCAAAAACUAAACUGUCAUCCAAGGCCCACAGGAUCUUUAAGGAGUUUGUUCAAAAUGAAGCACCUAAAGAGGUGAAUAUUGACCAUGAAACCAGAGAAAUAACCCAGAAGAACCUGACAGCUGCUACUUCUUCUUGUUUCGAUGCUGCACAGGCAAAAACCCGCACUUUGAUGGAGAAGGAUUCCUAUCCCAGGUUCCUGAAAUCUACCUCCUACCAGGACUUGACAGAGCAAAUCACCAGCCAUAGCACCAGCAAGCGGUUGCAUACCUGAUCCAAGUCACCUGCACUGCCAGAAACUGGGGGGUGAGGGGAAGAGCCACAUAGUGAAGCAAAGGUAGAGGAGGCAGGAGCCUGAGAAACAGCGACUGAGGCAGAAAGAGCUCUGAGCAGUGGGGUUUUGGCUAAAGUCCUGGGAUUUUAGCCUUAUCAGGAUCCCAAAUGCUUCCAUGUACCUCUGAGCUGUAGUGAGAAGCACCGUCCCCCAUCACUGGCAUGGGAGAUGGUGAAAUGGGAACUGUUGGGAGAGAGAUAUGGGUGGACAGUUUCUUAUAUGCAAGCAAGCGCUCCAGUGACGGGUAGUGGGGGAAAAAGUAUGCAAGAAGAGACUUGCACUAAAAGCAGAGAGAGAGAGAGAGAAGGGAGCUGGAUGAGAGGCUCCACCUGAGUGGCAGGUUCCAUUGAAAACAGGGCAGAUUCAAUUCCCCCCCCCAAACUGUCCACCAUCUGAUGUUGAACUUUGUGCAGACAGACGUGCAUAAAGAGAAAGCCUCAGUCUGCUCUCAAGACCCUGCCUCUGUACCGACACAAAUUACAAACUAUACAUAGCGCUCAGAAGUUUGCAAUUUCCACAGUGCUGGGGCCAAUGAACCCAAACUUGUCUGCAUGUUCCUGCACCAGCUGUAAUUUCCAGCAUCUCAAAUCAUAAAGAUGCAAGCACAAUUUUGGGUUUUCAGCCACAGGAGUCCUGCAUCUGCUUUGUUUUGACUGAGAGAUUUCAGGUUCUAUUCUGCCCUCUCCAAUGCAUGCUCUGGGUGAUCCUUUACACCUCCUUCCAAUAAGACAUCAGCAUAGCAUGAACAUUUCCCCCCCCCAUAUAAACUACAUGAGCUCAUGUUUUGGUCCUCUAGAUUGUUGCAUGCAAUCUUGGAUUGCAUGCCCCACUUUUUUAUUGUUGAUAAAAUUUCAUAGAUGAGCACAGCACUUUACAAAGUAUAUACUUUGGAUAAGCCCUUGCCCUGAAGAGCUUACAACUGAAAUUGGAUUUAUUGUAGAUACCACAGUCCUUGGAUACCAUGGUGACAGGCACUACAUAAAAAACCCAAGAGAAGUAGGUAGAGAGAACUCCAGUACAGUCAAAGGAUGAGGCACAAGAGUGGCAACAGCCGGAGUCCUAAUUGGUCAGGGCUGGCAUUGUUUUUUCAGAAGACAUGGGAAAGGGGAGGGUUAAUAGAUUUAUUGUACGAGUGUGAAAUUGGAGAGUGAUGUUUAAAAAGGGCCAGAUUUUUAAAGGUAUUUAGGCUACUAACUCCCAUAAUUUUUAUCAUUUGUUUUCACCUGCAAAAUGUGCCCUUUGGUGAUUGUGCCGGGGCUCCUCUUUUUAUGUGCCUUCUUCAAAUACAGAAGCUCACUAAGACCAUGCCUCCUCCCCUGUGCCUCUGCCUCAGCUGCCGUGAAAGGAGCCCUGCAAAAUACAGAAUAGGAGAGAGACCUCUUCUCCGCACAAUCUUCCCCUAAUAGGCUCGUGGAAUUUGUUUCUCAUGCAUGUGCCUACAGAGAAAGUAAAAUAGGUCCUUGAAUGAAAUGUGGAAGAGGAAAUAUGGAGAUUUCCCUUGGUUUUAAAUCUGGGCUUAAGUCCUCUACCUGGUGAAAUCAAUAGGCAGAAUACUGAGCAGGUUACUUGCAUUUAGUGAUCCACACAAAAUAGAGUUCUGUGAGAUGAAGCUAAGCAUAAAGCUCGGAGACAGUGAAAGUGGUUGGAAGAACCCAUUUAACCAGAAGUUGCUGCCCAAGGCUUCUCUGAGGGGCUUGUAGAACAUUUCAUUUGCUGAGAUUUCUGGCACAAGACUUGAUUUUCAGAAUCCCACCCUGAUUAGGUAUUCACAGAUCCAUUAGCUGGAUUAGAUAAUUAUUCAGACACUGAGGGUGCAGCUACACUGGUGCUAGCAACAGUAUAAAUACUAGUGUAGAUGAGGCUCAGGUGUUUUCAUUGAAAACCUGCCUUGAGCAAACUUUCCUGGUAAGACAAAAGCAUAGUGCAAUCUUACCUGAAGCAAUUCAUUCACAGAAGCCAAAUCCUGAGAUCGUUACUCAUUCUUUGCCCAAACAACCUCCUCUUGACUUCCAUGAGCAUUUGCCUGAGUAAGGACAGAGAAUUUGCCCUGGAUCAUUAGUGGUGUCCUCCUAUUGCAAUUUGUCUGGCCAGUGGCUUGAAGAAUCUCAAGAACUAGUGGCUGGACUCUCUUCUGCAUCCUCCUCUCUUCUUUCUUCCCAUUCUACCUCCUGAGUCUUCAUGGGUUCCAGCUGGGUUCUCAGGAGAUUCUAGCUGCUUUAAUAUUUAUUAUUUAUUUUUUCACAACUGGAACUAGCUUCAUAAUGCUAUUGAGAUACACAUUGUUCUGAUUGCAUGGCUAACACAAUAUCAUGAUGAUGAUGAUGAUGAUUAUUAGAAAAUAAAACAAAAAAAAUUGA
Malaclemys terrapin pileata is the source of this 3078-nucleotide messenger RNA. It is a transcript of the gene RGS16, whose product is annotated as regulator of G protein signaling 16. The coding region runs from base 89 to 661 and encodes 190 amino acids. Lineage: Eukaryota; Metazoa; Chordata; Testudines; Emydidae. The record is from RefSeq and is a predicted model, not a curated record. The transcript is spliced from 5 exons.